Australozyma saopauloensis is the source of this 1731-nucleotide messenger RNA. RefSeq lists its product as uncharacterized. The coding region runs from base 1 to 1731 and encodes 576 amino acids. Gene Ontology annotation, biological process: translational initiation; formation of translation preinitiation complex. The record is from RefSeq and is a predicted model, not a curated record. Lineage: Eukaryota; Fungi; Ascomycota; Pichiomycetes; Serinales; Metschnikowiaceae. Gene Ontology annotation, molecular function: translation initiation factor activity. The transcript has a single exon.
AUGUUUAAAAAGAAACCACAAGUAAAGUCCUCUCUGAAUAUAAAGUCUUCUGAGAGGCGAAAUCUAUUGAAUAAGGUCUGCGAAACAUAUAAUUUUGACAAAACGCUUCUACUGAAGGAGCAAGAAUUGGCACUUCUUCCUUCAAUCACAAAGCAAUCAACAUAUCACAACGAGGACCAAAAAGGUACCAUUUACUUUGAUUCACAAGAAAAGCCAAUAUGGUUUAGAAAUAGAGAUUCUAUCUUAUACCCGACUAUCUAUACAUUAUGGAGCAUUUCAAAUAUCCUACCGGUUGUCUUGACAAACUCUUUUGUCAUUGAAAGAAUACUUGAUAAUGCUAACCUUAUGUUGCCCGGCUGUAUACCUCCUUUUGACAAAAGAAUGACCAAGGGGGCCUUGGUUGGAAUUGCAUCUUAUAAGAGUCCAGAUGUUGUCAUGGCCAUUGGCGUCUGUGCUCUCAACUUGACUCAGUUCGAUGAUGUGCAAGGCAGACAGGGAACUGCUGUUAUAGUGAAACACUUUUUAGGAGACGAACUUUUCAAGUUGUACGAUGAAAAAGUAGGUAUUCCGGAAUCAAUUGAAUUGUCACUCAACUCACUCAACAUCGAAGAUAGCUCGAAUCAAGAUGGCAUUGAAAGCGACUCGAACAACCAACAAAUAGGCGAGGAAGAAGAGAUUAUGGAAGAGUCCGAAAUUGUAGAUGCUACAGAUGGUUCGAAGGAAAGUUCUUCUUCUAUCGUCCCGGAGACAGAGGAAAUGCAAACCGAAGACAUUGACAAUUUCUUCAUUCGUUCAUUCAUCCAGUCAGUCAAAACAAGCGAUUUAGGCUUGCCAAUCUCCUCUUCCACUAUCAUGUCAGAUUUUGUCUUAAAGAAUCUUCCCAGAAUUGACCCGAAGUACCGGUCUAUCAAGAAGACCCUGUGGAAGAAGAGUGCUAAAUUCUUGAAACACUUAGAAAAGAUUAACUACUUGACCCUCAAGGGCAAAGGAGAUGAUGUUACAGUUUUGACUGUCACAGUUCCUGAAGAAAUAUUGAGGAACUUUGUAACUCAUAAGACUGGGGACGUUAAAGGGCCUUCAAUGACCCCCAGUAAGAAAGACAAUGAAAACAAGAUGACCGUUUUAAGUCUCUACAAGCCUACCAGCAAGUCUCGUAUGAUAUUCAAUAGUUUGGAGCUUGUAUUCAAUAGGCUAUACACUGCUCCCGAGAUUAAAGUUAUCGUGAACAAUUACGUGAAGAAACAUGAACUAGUGGAUGCAAACUCGCCGAAAUUGAUCAAUCCGGAUGAAGCUUUAUCUUCUGCCAUCAAUAGUAGUGGGAAAACAGCUGUGAGUCGCGAAACUAUUUGUGCAAACUUUAUCAAAGGCUGUUCGCCCCACUACGCCAUUCUUGACCCGGGCGAAGAAUACAACUCUUCGCUGGACGUGAAAAAAGGCCAGCCGGCUAAAAUUAAAAUUACUACCCAAACUGUUUUAGGGAGGAAGAAAACAACGACCGUUCUGAACUUUGAACAAUUUCACAUCAAACCACAGAAACUUGCUGAAGAUUUGAAAAAUGCCUGUUCUGGUUCAACAGCGAUCAACCCCUGCAAACAUAAUCCUGCUGUUUUGGAAGUUAUGGUUCAAGGACCUCAUGGGAGUACCGCGAUUGAGUACUUGAAGUCCAAAGGAGUUCCCACAGCAUUUAUAGAAUUCGAGGAUAAGAGUAAAGGCAAAAAGAAGCGGUCUUAA